CCAGGUCCUUUCUCUAGUCAAGCCUGCUGUAGCAGCUGUCCUUCCUCAGGGGUGCUGCUGCAUCUUUAAGAAGCUACAGUUCUUCCACCACAAUGAAGCUAAUCAUAUUACUGGCUCGUGAGGUGCUGGGAUUCUGCUGUUAACCAUUACCGCUGACCUUGCGCCUAAUAAUAAGAGCUCGAUCGGUGGCGGCGGAGCAUCUCCAUCCGACGGUCCCGGCGAAGGACUGGGCUGCAGUAGCAGCUCGUGCAGAUGGGAGGAGGAACUAAUGGCACGUGCACCUCUUACUGUCAGAGAAACACAAAACUGAAACAGAGGGCAGGAAAUGCCGGAGGCUGAAAAGCUGCAGCGAUUCGCGAGACGCCAGCUCCUCCGGCUGAGAGCAAACCAAAACUGCUAACCUUGUGGGAUUUUCCAAAGGAGCUCCGGUUUACUGUAAAAUACUUAUCGGACGGUUUGGCUUAUGCAUUUAUGGGCUUCUUGGUGCAUUGUUGUUCCUUUCAAGACCUAGGUUACUUUCACAGCUGAGUGAGCGUAGACAGUUUUAAGAGCACAACGUAGGGGUGUAUGUCAGUUCACGGUUGUCUCGGUUAGUUUUGGAGCUACCCUGCCAGUUUCACUUUAUUUGCCAGUUUCUAGGAGGGAGCUCUCCUGGCUCCUUCCAGCUGGUUGUUCGGGGGGCGAUGCUGCUGCUGGAUCCCUUGCCUCACUGCUGACAUGAUGACUGAGGCGAUGGCGGACGGUGGACAGGGUCUGGGUGCUGAAGCCGGACCUCGUGUCCAAACGCAGCACCGAGUUGCUGGGGGAUUAACGAGUACAAGCGAUGAACCUCUAAGGAACGGCCGAUGCAUUGAGGAAAAUCCCUGCAGGUCGGACAGCAGCAGUAGAGAAAACUCGGUGGAGAGGAACCCAGGAGCGAACAUUCGUGGCAGCAUUAUGAAGGAUGUCUCUCGCCAGAAGCAAGUCCAGAAGAAGACUGUCUCAUUCAGUACCAUGCCAAAUGAUAGGAAGAUUAACAGUAUAGCAGCUUGUAUUUCUUUUAUGCUGGAGGGGUGUGAGAUGAAGAAAGUGCGUUCCAAUUCAAGAAUGUAUAGCCGGUUCUUCAUUCUGGAUUCAGACAUGCACUUUUUAAGAUGGGAGCCAUCUAAAAAGGAUUCAGAGAAAGCCAAAAUUGAAAUAAAAUCAAUCAAAGAAGUAAGGUUGGGAAAGAAGACCCCUGUGCUCCGUAGCAAUGGACUUUCUGAUCAGUUUCCUGAUGAGUGUGCAUUUUCUAUAAUAUAUGGUGAAAAUUAUGAAUCACUGGAUCUUGUGGCCAGUUCAGCAGACAUUGUAAAUAUUUGGGUAAUGGGACUGCGGUACUUAGUUUCUUAUGGAAAGCACACACUUGAUAUUGUAGAAGCUAACCAAACUAGUGUAAGAACAUUAUGGAUUUCUUCCGUUUUUGACAAAGCUGAUACAUGCAAAGAGGGGCAGAUUCAUUUAGAUAAAGCUGUUCAACUUAUCAAAACCUUAAAUCCUGGAAUGAGGAUUUCUAAGAUUGAACUGAAAUUCAAGGAACUGCAGAAGGCAAAAGAAAAAUGUGGUAGUGUUACGUGUGCUAUAUUUACAGAGGUAUACUUUGAACUUUGCACAAGGCCAGAAAUAUUUUUUCUUCUGGUGCAGUUUUCAAGCAAUAAGGAAUAUCUGGAUAUAAAGGACUUAAUGCUAUUUAUGGAUGUUGAGCAGGGUGUGGAAGGAGUGACCGAAGAAAUAUGCUUAGAUAUCAUUAAUAAACAUGAGCCAUCCCAAGAUGGUCAGCACAAAGGUUAUCUUUCUAUUGAUGGCUUUACUCAUUACUUACUGUCAUCAGAGUGCCAUAUUUUUGAUCCUCAGCAUGACAAGGUUUGUCAGGAUAUGACACAACCUUUAUCUCAUUAUUAUGUCAACUCAGCACACAAUGCUUGUUUAAUGGAGGAUCAUUUCUGGGGAUCAUCUGAUAUAAGUGGGUAUAUCCGUGCUCUAAAAAUGGGUUGCCGUAGUAUUGAACUGGUAGUGUGGGAUGGCCCAGAUAAUGAGCCUUUAAUAUAUGUUGGACACUCAUUAACUUCUCAAGUAGCAUUCCGCAGUGUUAUUAGUGUAGUCAAUCAGUAUGCUUUUGAAGCUUCUGAAUAUCCGCUUAUUCUUUGUUUGGUAAUUCACUGUUCUGUUAGACAGCAGAAACUCAUGGCUGAACACAUGAGGAAUGUUCUUGGAGAUAAACUAUAUUUACAGCCUCCAAAUGUAGAGGACAGUCAUCUUCUUUCCCCAGAGAAACUUAAAAGAAAGAUCCUCGUUAAAGGGAAAAAGUUGCCAGAAGAUUGUGACUCUGAUGGAGAUGUUACUGAUGAAGAUGAAGGUUUAGAAAUGUCUAGAAGAUUAGGAGAAGAAGAAGAAGAUAAAGAUCAGGUCAGUGGUAUUUCCCUUAAAAAGUUAAGGCUCUGUAAAGAGCUUUCUGAUCUUGUGACUCUCUGCAAGUCAGUGCAGUUUAAAGACUUUGAUGCAUCAAAGAAAUAUCAAAAAUACUGGGAAAUUUGUUCUUUCAAUGAAGUUCUUGCCAGCAAAUUUGCUAAUGAUUUCCCAGAGGAGUUUGUCAAUUACAAUAAGAAAUUCUUAUCUCGGGUUUAUCCUAGUCCAAUGAGGAUUGAUACCAGUAACAUGAACCCUCAGGACUUCUGGAAAUGUGGGUGCCAGAUAGUUGCUAUGAACUACCAGACUCCUGGAUUAAUGAUGGAUCUUAAUAUUGGGUGGUUUCGUCAAAAUGGAAACUGUGGAUAUGUUCUCCGACCCUCUAUUAUGAGGGAAGCAGUAUCCUACUUUAGUGCAAACGCAAAAGACUCACUUCCUGGUGUCUCAGCUCAGCUCCUGCACAUUAAAAUUAUCAGUGGUCAGAAUCUACCUAAACCUAAGGGUUCUGGUGCCAAAGGGGAUGUUGUUGAACCUUAUGUGUAUGUUGAGGUACAUGGAAUUCCUGCUGAUUGUGCAGAUCAAAGAACAAAAACAGUUACACAAAAUGGAGAUAAUCCAAUAUUUGAUGAGAAUUUUGAGUUUCAGAUUAAUCUGCCUGAACUUGCACUGUUACGUUUUGUGGUGUUGGAUGAUGACUAUAUAGGUGAUGAGUUUAUUGGCCAGUAUACAAUACCAUUUGAAUGUCUACAGCCAGGAUAUAGGCAUGUACCCCUCCAAUCACUGACAGGAGAAUUCUUACCAAACACAACCUUGUUUGUACAUAUAGCCAUUACUAACCGACGUGGAGGUGGGAAAGCUCAGAAACGAGGAUUAUCUGUACGCAAGGGGAAAAAAGCCAGAGAAUAUACUUCAACUGAAACCACUGGAAUUAAAAUGAUAGAUGAGGUCUUCAGAGCAGCAACUCAACCUCUGCGUGAAGCAACUGACCUAAGGGAAAAUGUUCAGAAUGCACUGGUUUCAUUUAAGGAGCUCUGUGGUUUGACUCCUGCUGCUAAUAUGAAACAGUGUAUACUGACAGUGUCAUCAUGGCUACUGAACAGUGAUAAUACAUUACAACUGACACUAAACCUCAGGGAUCAGUACCCAACAAUGGAAGCACAAGGCCCAGUUCCAGAGCUUCUGAAGAAAGUCCUAAGUGCUUACGACACACUGAUAAACACCAGCAGGACUUUGAUUGACUCCGCAGAUGCAGUUCAUGCCAAGAUUCUUCAGGUGCAGCGAGAUGGCAUGGAGUUCCAUGAAGAUUUGCACAGACUUGGAGCAAAAGACGGCUUGAAAGGGAGUAAACUGCAGAAAGCCAUGGAAAGCUUUGCAUGGAACAUUACAGUUUUAAAGGGUCAAGCUGAUCUUCUAAAAAAUGCUAAAAAUGAGGCCCUGGACAAUUUAAGACAAAUACACUAUGCAGCACAAUCUUGUGGCAUUAGCAAGAAUGGAACCGCUUCACCAGACCUUUUCCGAGCCAGAACUCUGGAUCCGAUUCCUGAGACUGAAGGUGCAAGCGACAAUGGUUCCAGCUGAACAACACACUCAACAUGAAUUACGGACACUAGUUUGUCCCAGGCACAGCUGUGUAAGGCUGCAACAUAUGGCUACAGUUAGAACUGGGAAACUGAUGAAUCUUCAUUGGUGUUUCUGUGAAAAGUUGCACUGUGUAGGAUUCUUCUUUGUAGAAGUGAAAUCCCAUUGGCAUAGUCACAGUAUCCACAGUUAGUACCAUGCAGAUGUGUCAGUAAAACAAGGUAUUCAGGCAGUAAAUAUGUGUCAUAUUUAUUCUGGUUUAACUGAUAUCUAUUAAACUUAUUCAGGUGAAACAAAUGCAUUAAAAAUCUUUUGAAGUGAUGUUUUAUAAAUGAUGUCAAACAACACUGGAUAGAAGAACAAAUGAAAGCCAUAGCACUGGAUGGAAAAAAGUGAAUGGAAAACAAACAAACAAAAGAGACUGGGCUGGGGACAAAUAGGUGCUUCCUUGAAAAUAUCAGCAAAACUUCUGCUUGCAAGAACCGAACAUUGUCAAAAUCGUUUGGCCAUUAGAAUUGCUUGGAAGACAUGCUGUCAUUUACCACUCACCAGUGAUACACGUCAUUUUAUAUUUAUGUUAUAGAUUAUUUCAUACAGCUUUAUCUAACGAUUUUAAGACCGUGAAAAAAUGCAGUUUUGUGGAUGGAUAAGAGGAUGAGAGUCUGAAUAUGUAUGACAAAUGUGCUACCUAGCCAACAUUUAAUUACAUACUUCAUUUUACUAGCUAACCCCAGCAUCGAUUGCUGUUUUAUGCACACUCAUCAGUCACAUAGUAGAACAUUCAUUGACAACAAAAGGAUACAUCUCAACAGCUUUAUUAAAGAAAUAUUGUUACUGUUGCUUUUUGUAAAUCGCAGUUGUAUUGAAAUUCUUAACAAAUAUAUUGACGUCUACAUUGCAAGGCAGCAAUAUUUGUCAAUUACUGUGCAUUUUGUAUUUCAGUAACAAGAUUAGUCAGUUAAAAAAGUGAGAUUCAUCCAUUUAAAAAUUCUUAAUUGUAGGGUUCUGAUAUGAGGACUGUGCAGUUAACAAAAACCUGCAACAAUGUGCUGUGCUUAGCAGAUAAACAGCUUGGCAUAUUUCAAUACAAUUUUGCAGUAAUAUGCUUAUACUUUAUUUAUUUAGUCUUUGGUAACCUUGAAAACUGAAGUGUCAGACGUGGUUCUUAUAAGGGUGACCUGGUAUCUUUGGUAUGAGUAACUGAUUUGAUCAAAGUCCAAUAGUGAGUGAGGGUGGGAUAUUUGAAUUAAACCUAAGUCAGCAGGAUGUAGGUCACUGCAGUCUGUUACUUCAGCCGCUGAGCUAUAAGAAUAGCCAAUGCUGCUGAAAUGCUUUCCCAUUCUUCAGUCAGAUAUGUAAAGUCACCUGACAACUGAAAAUGAAAAUAUGUAUUUUUUUUGUAGUAGAAGUCAUUAACCACUUCUAGUCGCAACAUUAACAUUCAUGGUUGCUUUGACAGAAUCCCAAAACACGAAAAAUGAACCGAGAAUUAGCUUAGCAGUACCAGAACUCUGCUGCUAUUAAGAGUGCAAUCUGUUUAUUUUUUUUCCCAAAGAAAUACUGUUGCCUUGCAAUCCAGUGUCUAGCAGGAUAUUGUUAUAUUGGUAUAGUUUACAUAAAGGUCUACUGGCAUUUUUUUUUUCUGUGCGAGUUUGCAUGUAAAUGCUGUAAUUAACUUUUUUGGGGAGACAAACAAAGGGGAUCCUAGGAUCCAUUUUGGUUUUCACUAAACAAUCUGUCUUACUCUUCAUUUUGGAGAAUUGUUGAUUAGGAAAUCCUUGCCUGCAGCAAAAAUGUGAACUGAAUGUGGUAUGUUGGCAGGAACACAAAGAAAGGGCUUGGUGGGUGGUGUGAUGAUUUGAAUAGGUAUACUACUUGAGAGAAGGAAGGCAUGAAAAAACAGAAAGAAACAAACUAGGGAAAUUAGCAACAAACUAAACAGGACAAAGCAAAGUGAUUAGGGUAAAAAGGGCCAAUUUGACCAGUGUACUUACUUUGUUAACAAAUAGCUAUACAUAACUAAGUAACUAAAAGACUGAGUUAAGCAUGAGUAGUCAGUCAGAAGUCUACAUAUCAGUCCCAUGAUACAAGAGGUCCCCUCUGUGACACUGAACUUGUGUUUAGCAAACUGGGAACUAGAGGGUCUGUGGAUGGUAACUGAGUAACUGUGGGUUUACAGCUUCUCUCAGGGUGGGGUACAAUUUAGUUUCCUCUAUAGAUGCAACCCUGGUGGAGACCAGGGGCUGUAUUUCAGUUGGAAAAAGGUGAAAGACAAGUAGGUAGAUCUUCUACACUGGGGGUAUGCACGUGGUCAUAAAUGCACAUGGACUACAUUGGUAUCCUUAUAUACAGUGAAAGGAGGUUGUGAAUAUUGGUAGGUCAAAGGGGAAGAGCUUCUCCUGCCUUUAAGAUGGUACAGUAUCAGGGUAUCUCUUUAAUGUCUUACUUCUUGUGGAGAUUGGAAUAAAGCCCAGGGGAAAGAGCUUUUCCUGACAUCAAGGUGGCACAGUAUCAGGAAAUCUCUUUAAUGUCUUACUUGUUAUGGAGAUAUGGGGAAAUCCCUGGAAAUGGCAGAAGAUGAACAGUAGUUGGUGGGGUCCAAAUGUCAAAAAACCAAAAGGGUGCAAUAGAACUCAAGAGUUUUACAGUUUUUGGCUUCCCUAAGCCUUAGUCACAUGGACACUAGUGUCUCAGUAACCUUCUGCGUGCAUAAUAAAUAUUGCUAUAUGACCCAGACUAUCUCAGUUAAGUCAGUUUGUACAUGGAUGAGAAGUCUUCUGCACACCUGAGAAUGUGUGGCAAUAAGGAACUGUACAGACCACCAGUCCUGUUAUGAUAGCUGAAGGACAGAGGGGGUGGGGCACUAAUUUGUGGUACCAGUCCAGGGCACAAGUUGAGCCAGCUACUCUUCUGAGAAUACAUACAGGCCUUAGGAUGAUUUGCUUUCCCACAUUAAGUGUCCAUGUGUAUUUAUUACUAAAAUUUACAGAUUUUCCAUAUUACGUAUGUCUUACAUCUUUCACAGGGCAUACAGUGUCCAAGACAUUUUUACCAUUGGCCUGUAAUUCCUGUACUCUACACUAUAAUGUUAUUAAAGUAACCCUGUGUAGCUGUGCUUUCCCAUCCCAGCUGUUUACCAGUACUGGAUAAAGAUUACAGGUAUGCAUUGCUUAACAUCCUUCCACACAAUGUCCGACUACAUAUACGUCCAAGGCCAACCACAUAUGCAUCCCGGGGCAAGUGCAAUCCCAGAUCAAGUAUAUCAUGGCCCCAAAAUGUACCAAAACUAGUCCGAGCAAAGCCAACAGGCAAAGGAGGAUUAUUGACUUAGAAACAAAACUAAAGGUGAUUAAAUAACAUGAAGGUGGAAAAGAAGUGAAUCUUAUUGCUCGUGAGUUAGGCAUGCCUCAACUGACAGUCGCAACUAUCCUGAAAACCAAAGAAAAAGUGACCCAAGCUGUGAAAGGAUCUGCUCUAUUGAAAGUGAUAAGAUAACUAAAAUGUGAGAAUGGCCUGUAUCUGAUAUGGAGAAAUUGUUAAUGACGUGGAUUGAGAAUCAGACCCAGAAACCUAUCCCCCUCACCACCAUGAUGAUCAUAGCUAAGGCAUGGAGCUUGUUCCAGAUGCUUAAAGGAAAAGCAGGACCAGACUGUGAUGUUGAGUUUAGUGCUAGCUCUGGAUGGCUUAAGUGCUUCAAACAGCAGUUUUCACUACACAAUGUGAAAGUGAGUGGUGAGUCUGUGAGUGCUGAUGUGAGGGCUGCAGAAGAAUUUAUGGAAGUUCUGGAUAAGCUUAUUGUAGAUGGUGGAUAUUUGCCCCAGCAGAUCUUCAAUAUGGAUGAAACCUCCCUAUUCUGGAAACAUAUGCCUGAAAGGACAUUCGUCCAUAAGGAAGCCAUGGCAUUGCAGGGUUUUAAGGCUUUUAAGGACAGGGUAACAAUUUUGUCAAGAUGCAAUGCUGCAGGCUAGAAAUUGAAACCAUUUGUGAGCUGGUACAGUGAAAACCCCAGGGCUUUCCAGAACAUCAAUAAGCACACUUUACUUGUGUACUAUAGGAGAAAUAAGAAGUCAUGGGUAACCCAACAACUCUUUCAUGAUGUCCUUUUGAAUUGUUAUGCCACUGAAAUGAGGAAGUACCCUCAUGAAGAAGGUAUACCUUUCAAAAUUUUAACAAUUAACAAUGCUCCAGGACAUCCUCCUUUUAUUGGUGACCUUCAUUCCAAUAUCAAAAUGGUGUUCCUCCCACCAAACAUAAGCUGUUUAAUCCAGCCAAUGGAUCAAAGGGUUAUUGCUGCUUUUAAGGCUUACUACCUGAGGAGAACCUUUGCUCAGGAUAUUGAUGCAGUUAACAAAGGUACUAGCAAGACACUGAUGCAGUUCUUGAAGGAAUGCAACAUCUACCACUGCAUAUUGAACCUUGCUUGGGCAUGGGAUGAUGUCACCAAAGAAUGCAUGAAUGGUAUCUGGAAGAAGACUUUGAAGAGAUUCACCCACGACUUUGACGUAUUUGCUUGAGAUGAGGAGGUUGCAAGGAUAAACAAAACUGUUGAGAUGGCAAACAGCCUUGACCUGGAGGUGGAUGAUGAAGGCAUAAAAGAACUUUUAGAAGCGUUUCCUGAAGAAUUAACAAAUGAGGACUUGCUGGAGCUGGAACAGGAGCAGUUAGCUGAAGAGGAGGCAUGGGAAAAGGAAUCAGUAGAGGAAGAAGAUGAAGAACAGGUAUAGAAAAGAUUCACUGUGACAGGACGAGACAAAAUGUUUGCAGACUUAUACAAUUUGCUUAAGAGUGUAGAAAACAUGGACCCGGACAUUGGAUGCUUUUCACUGCUAGAAAGAAAUGCUCAUGCUGUAUGUGCUGCAUAUAAAGAAAUCUGUGAAGAAAAAAGAAACAAAGUAAACAACCACAUUAGACAAAUUCCUGAAGAAGCAAACACCUACCCACGAAGAGUCUCAACCAGGUCCUUCAGGUGUUGCAGAAGGUGAAAUUGACAUUUUGGUGAUGAUGUGUCAACGCAGAUAGUUGAGCAUGAGACUAUUCCAGCGGGAGAAAACGUGGAAGUGAUGGGCAGCGAUGACAAUGUGGAUGACCCUGAUCCUGUGUAAUGUGUGUUUGGUAUAAGAAAGUUUAAAGAGUGGGUGAUGUAAGAAAAUGUAAAGUUUAAAAUGUGUGAUACUGUAUAAGAAUACGAACGUUUAAAGGAAAAAUUAAAAAACUUAAAAACUGCAAAUAAACUCUUUACAAGCAAAGGUUCAUUUAAUUUACUGUAGUGUACAGUAUGUUCAUUAUCAUGUGCAUAUACUCACCCAACACUACAUUAUCCUGCAAGCUCCAUUUGUAGUAAGUACUGUAUGCCUGUACUAUGUGUGCUCAGUAUUGUGUAUUACUGUAUGUAUACUGUGUAUGUGAUGCACAUUACUUAACCCUUUUAUUACAUAGCCAUAUACAAUACAAUAAUACAGUACUGUAUUAGUUAAAAUAUGGUAAAGAAUAUUGGCUAUUUAGUCAGUAGAAGUAGUACAGUACAGUGCAAUAGGGUUGUGCAGUAUAGUAUACUUACAAUGUUCACACAAUGUAUGUCCUAGUCACCUAACAUCCUAUUGCACAGAACCUAUCCCAGAUGUUAAGUGAUGCACACCUGUAUUCAUUCCAAUAUUGAGCUUAAAUGGUUUCAGAUAAUGUCAUGCACUGUGCACUAGGAUCUAUGACUUGAGGAGUGUAUUAUUAGAUUAAAUAACAUAUAACCAAGUUAUAAUUAUUCUUAUGUAUAAGGCAGGUAUGAAUGUCUUUUCGAAGUAAAGUUAGUGUGCUAGCAACAGGUCAUGAUGUUUGCACACACUUAUAAAUUCUUAGAAGUGAUUUACCAUUUUCAGUAUCAGUCAUGUAUCACCCUUCAGACAGGCUUAUGGUAUAGACAGGUAGACUGUAUGCCAUCAUUUGUAACAUGAGACAGGAUUUAAAAGGCAUGGGUCUCAACUGCAAUCUGUGUGCGCAUUUUUCACUUUUUCUAGACAGUGAAGAUUUCAGAGGGUGAGAGCUGAGGACUGCAGUCAUCACUCUGCAGGGGGUAGAGGGCACACUUCCAUAUACCCACAAUAUUCAGCUAAAGUGUGGAGCACUUUUUAGUGAAUAUUAAUCCCUUUAGUUCCUGGGUGCAUGGAGUAGACUUUCUUAACCCCCCCCAGGGGUGCACCUGUGCUGGUUUUCAACCAGCAUUUUCAUCCUGGGAUGGGCAACAGUGCCAAUCACUUAUUACUAUCCUUCCCUGGCCACUAAUUGAAUGUAGAUUCCCUACCAUGGUUGGCAAGGCCCCAUCCUUUUGUAUUACAAAGAUUUGAAUGAGACCUACUAAUGCAAAUAUAUUGUACGUGAGAACAUGAUUGAAGAUAUUAUCAUUGGUAGUAAGGGAGAGUAGUAUAGAAAUGAAAGAAAAAGUACCCUAAUUACCCUUAUGAGAGAGGGCCAUACUUUAAGUGCAGGCACACAAACAAGCUAGAGCUAAUAUGAGUUUCUGUAUCCAUAAUUACUAGUUAUUAAAGUGCGUAGUGUUGAGAAAGGGCUACUGAAGUUUGAGUAUUCAGGUGGACCUAUGUAGAACAAAAGACAAAAGAGGAAAGUAAACUGCUUUAAACUGCAGCUUAAUGGUAAUGCACGCUAGAGAGAGUAUAAAGUGACAUAGAUCAGUUAGUACAUGAAACAGGUUAGUGUUUCUUUAAGGUAGCUAAAGCUUACAGUGAGUCAUGUGCUCCUGCGGCCUUAGUCAAUCUUUAGUAAAGCUUCUUUAUGAAGGCAACUCUUGUCUCAUUUGCCGCAUUUGUUCAUCAUGCAUUCUGUAUUCCUAAUAUCAAUAUACAUACAUAACAUAAUGUGAUCUGAAAGGCAUUAAAGACGGUAAUAAGUGACAUGAUGUCAGAGCUGAACUUGUCUUAAUGGCAGAGGCUGCUUUUGACCAUGCACUGCAUUUUUUCUGACCUGCUGCUGUUUCCAAAAAUCCAUGUGCGUUCUAAUUAUGCCUCUGUUGCGUUGCUACCAUGGGUAGUAAUAUGUCACAAUCGGUAAAACUGAGCAAUUAAAAUUAAGUGAAAAAUGAUAUUAUUCAUUUUCUUUCUUCCGUCCUUUCCUUCAUUCUUCCUUUCUUCCGUUCUUUCUUAAAUCGUUUCCUACAUUGUAAUGUUUUAAAUGCAGAAAGUCUAUCUUCCAUUGGAAUUUGUGAAACUCUGAAUAAAAAAAAAAUGCAGAAUUAAAGGAAUAUGUAGAGCCUUCAUAGCAGGAGGCAUUCUAAUUCACAUAAAAUGGUAUAGGGAACAGUCUGGAAGCUUCUGACAUAACUUUUUACUGAAAUGUUGGCAUUCGUAAUGUGGAGUGCUGACAUACUGAAAAAGAAGGGUGAAAACUCAGAAGAAAAGCAAAUCUUGAAGAUUUCCUAAAGGUCUCCUUUAAACUUCUUUUUUGCAGUGGGGCAAGCACCCCAGACUUCUCCCCCCAAACACGUAUAUACCAGCUCUGAGAUUGCCAUACCUUUGAGAAGAGGGAAUAUUCAGGGAAAUGGCCAUCUUAGAUCUGGUAUGUGCAAGUCCAUUUUACAGACAUUCAGUCUCUGUGUUUCAGGACUUGCUCUAGCGGGUCCUGACAUUUCAUAUGGUUACUUUCUGACAUAGCUGGUGGUAUAUUUGUUAAAUCUGUAUUGCAGAUUACACCAUAAUUGCAGCAUACAUAUAAAAUCAGCUGGUAGAUGAGCAAACCAUAUAACUGAGGCAUACUGCAGUCCUGGAUAUUAAAACUUGUGGAGUAAGAUGACUCAAAGCUUUAGCAUAGCUGCACGGUAUUCUGUGCAACCUGCUUAGUAUUUGGUGACACCUAAAGAAGCAUUUGACCAGAAACAAUAAAAAGAUAAACCUGUUUCUGUCUUGUAAAUCUUGCAACUCCAGAGUCACUCACAAUAACUAAUCUGCAAAUAAAAAGGCUAAAUGUCAUUAAGAAGACUGAUUUUAACAGAAUGAAAUAUUACGGUCUUGUGUUAAAAAAUCGAGGUUUCUUAUACAACUGAUUUGUACUGCAAAGAACAUUUGCCUCUUAGAAUUUCUACUUUAUGAAGUAUAAGGCUGUAUAUCUCCCAAAAAAGCAUCAUGUGUCUGUUAGUGGUGAAUACCCAAACUUUCUAAUAGGCAAAUGACAUGGCCAUUUUCUGCCUAGCCUAACCAUGUUAAACAUAUGUGUGCUUAUAGUAUGGCCGUACUUGUCUACAGAAUAAAUAAUUGAUCCUGAGCUAUCAUUUGCUGUGGAUCUGGUCACAUUUUAUAUGUGAGCUUACCCCUAGUAGUUAACAAUAAGUUAUUUUUAAUCAUCUGUAUAGACUAAACAAGUGACAUUAAGUAGCAGACAAGUGCUGCUAUAACAAAAUGCAUUUUAGUGAUAUCAUGGCUAUUCUGGGAUGCCAGCUUCAUUAGUACACUUCAACACUGCACCCAGUGCUUAUAGCAAUUAGGAGCACUGCUUAGUUUAUAUUAGUACACUCCAACACUGCACCCACUGUUUAUAGCAAUUAGGAGAGCUACUUAGUUUACAUUAGUACACUCCAACAUUGCACCCAGUGCUUAUAGCAAUUAGGAGCACUGCUUAGUUUAUAUUAGUACACUCCAACAUUGCACCCACUGCUUACAGCAAUUAGGAGCACUGCUUAGUUUAUAUUAGUACACUCCAACAUUGCACCCAGUGCUUAUAGCAAUUAGGAGCACUGCUUAGUUUAUAUUAGUACACUCCAACAUUGCACCCAGUGCUUAUAGCAAUUAGGAGCACUGCUUAGUUUAUAUUAGUACACUCCAACAUUGCACCCAGUCCUUAUAGCAAUUAGGAGCACUGCUUAGUUUAUAUUAGUACACUCCAACAUUGCACCCAGUCCUUAUAGCAAUUAGGAGCACUGCUUAGUUUAUAUUAGUACACUCCAACAUUGCACCCAGUGCUUAUAGCAAUUAGGAGCGGUACUUAGCUUAUAUUAGUACACUCCAACAUUGCACCCACUGCUUAUAGCAAUUAGGAACGGUACUUAGCUUAUAUUAGUACACUCCAACAUUGUACCCAGUGCUUAUAGCAAUUAGGACCACUACUUAGUUUAUAUUAGCACACUCCAACAUUGCACCCAGUCCUUAUAGCAAUUAGGAGCACUGCUUAGUUUAUAUUAGUACACUCCAACAUUGCACCCAGUCCUUAUAGCAAUUAGGAGCACUGCUUAGCUUAUAUUAGUACACUCCAACAUUGCAUCCAGUGCUUAUAGCAAUUAGGAGCAGUACUUAGCUUAUAUUAGUACACUCCAACAUUGCACCCACUGCUUAUAGCAAUUAGGAGUGGUACUUAGCUUAUAUUAGUACACUCCAACAUUGCACCCACUGCUUAUAGCAAUUAGGAAUGGUACUUAGCUUAUAUUAGUACACUCCAACAUUGUACCCAGUGCUUAUAGCAAUUAGGACCACUACUUAGUUUAUUCUUGCAGAUAACAAAAAAGAAAGUCAACAAAAUAGGAAACUAUGUCACAGUUCAAACAGGAUCAUAUAUUUCAGAGCUGUGAGGAUGACCUGAUGCACAUCAUGGACCUCACACUUUUGUCUAAGAACAACUCCAAACACACUACAAUGCUUACAUGAGUGUAUAACAUCCAGCCAGUCUUCAUUGGUAGUCAGAUUCUCACAUUUGUCAUUUAUCGAAGUAGACAGGUAAUGUGCUGUGCCCUGGGAAGUUUAUAUCUUCUUACAGAUCGUCUGUAAGUUGGUUUGGGGUGAUAGCAGUUAGAGUUUUCUCUUUCUUCAACGUGUCUUGAAAAUAUGGCCUCAAAUAAAAUUCACCAGACCUUUGAAAUUUUGUACACCACAGUAUACACUUUUCAAAAUUAUUUGUUUACUUUGUGCAUUGAAACAUGCUAAGUUUAAAUAAAAAGCAAAAUAUCUUGUCAAGUAGCUUUUUUUUUUCAAAAAGCCAUUUCAGUUAUUUAUUUAUUUUUUUGUUAAAGCUCUUCUUUAAGGAGGUUUUUCAUUAAUGAAAAUGUAUAAUACAUAUAACACACCACGAGUCACUGGUCUGUAGAAAGAAAAACUUGAACACGAGUAUUAGAUGAGUGCUUUUGUUCCCUUUAUUGUUUACAACGGAACAUCUUCAGAUAAAUUGGUGUAUUUCACUCCACCAAUUUAUACUAACACAAGCCAGUCACACACCUUUAUUAAUCAAUUGAUUAAUCAAAAUCCUUAAAGCUAUAAAAACAAAUCUCAUAAAUAUUAAUGAAAAGGUAUUACUGUCCAGAAAGAUGCACUAUCUGGAGUGGGGAAAGGAUGCUCUUACAGAGAGAAAGGAUACUACAUUCUGGAAGUUUGUGUUCAGUUCCAAAAAUCCUGUCUCCACCCUUGUGCUUAGGAAUAUAUACGUAUAUGUUAUUAGUUAUGCCUUAUUUUCUUCCUUUUGUAGUUAUGCUUCAACUGUUGCCUUUUACUUUUUAUAAUACCACUAUGACCAGUUUAGUAGAGCAUGGAGGAUUUAAUAGAAGGGGCAUGCUUGUAGAAGUCUUGAAACUGUGUAAUAAAGGAGCAGAUGGAGAAACAGUGAAGGUGUAGGAAAGAAAAUGCAGCCAUUGUUUAAGUGAGAAAAAUAAGGGGAUAGGGGUGUAGUCUGAAAAUGAGGGGAGGAGAAGCUGCAGUAUUUUCACUGAUUUGUUUUCAGUAUUGCAAAGUUACUUUUAUGUGGGAAGUUAUUUUGCCCUCCGGUGAUCUUGGACUGAGUUUUCUCAAUUACCAAAAAAGAGAAAAUGAGUCUGUAAAUUAGCAGAAAGCCAAAAUAAAUUAAGCCAAUGUUUGUAUUUUCUAACCUACACAACAGUUUUCCAGUUUCUUUUAGUUUUUUCUUGAGAUUUGAAAUUUCUGUACAAGUAGCAAUGGUUUGCAAGCAAUUCAUACAGCAAGGAUAGUCAGCUAAACAUCUCAAGUGCAAACAUUCUUACAUUUCAAAAUUCUUUGUUUUCAGAUGUGUUGGCAAAGACUGGACCAUCUACAAACUAUGUGUAGUAGUAACCAGGGGCUGUAAUAAAUUCAGAUUUUUAUUUUUUUCCUAGCAGCUAAAUGGAAAUGCAUUGUAAAUGAAUGUUAUUCCCAGAUGAGUAACCCAAGGAAUGUUUGUCAUGCAUGCUGCUCAGGAUCUGAUGGUUAUUAAGUUAACAGAGGCAGUGUCUUAAUGUGGGCUUGUGUUUGUGAAAGAAAUUAUUUGUUUAAAUGAAAUGCAAGAUGCUGUUCGUUGAAGAAUUCAUUGAGAGAUAAUGCAAUGGGAAGGAUAGGAUUUGUUUAUUUCUGAAACCUGUUCAUGAUGUAUAGUUUAUGGUCCAUUUCCACCUGUCUUAAAGAACUUCAUUACAGUAGACUCAUAAAAUCAUUUUAGAGCUAGAAUAAAAAAUGUGCAACACUUAAGCGCUGCCUAAAAACAGUUUGUUAUAAUACUUUCUUUUCAAAGAGUCUGCACGUAGUAUGCACUUUAGUACUUGAAUAAAUGGAACUUUUUUGGCUGUUA
Molecule: messenger RNA, 15537 nt
Organism: Protopterus annectens (West African lungfish)
Lineage: Eukaryota; Metazoa; Chordata; Ceratodontiformes; Protopteridae
Product: inactive phospholipase C-like protein 2
Exons: 6
Coding region: 718-4002 (1094 amino acids)
Biological process (GO): lipid metabolic process; intracellular signal transduction
Molecular function (GO): phosphatidylinositol-4,5-bisphosphate phospholipase C activity
Source: RefSeq, a predicted model, not a curated record